AUGGAAGUUCUACUACAAUUGAACUCACUUAUACGAGUACCUCUCGUUUACUCACUUACAGCAGAUUCGCUGUGGCGCAUCAAGAGAAGGCCGUGAGAAAACCUGCAACAUUUGUGCAAUAUGAAGUUGUUCAUCACUUCUAUAGUUUAUUGUAUCAUUCAUUAUGGCAAAAGCAUUAAAGGAUACGAAAAUGAUACUAUAUAUCAACCCGCGGGAAUGCAGCUAUUAGAUUUCAGACUUGAACAUCCGAAACCUAUAGGAGUAUGGACUAAAUCCUCCGGGGAUCCAACAGAAAUAAGAGAAAUACAUACUAUCAAUUCCGACCAAUUCAACAACCAGUUGCUACUUGAUACUUUGUUGCCAUUUGAUGGAGAGAGAGUACCAGAACGAGUUGUACACGCAAAGGGAACCGGUGCAUUUGGUUACUUCGAAGUUACCAAUGACGUUUCUAAAUAUACGUAUGCAGAUGUUUUUAAUGGAAUAGGAAAGCGAACACCCCUAGUAGUUAGAUUUUCAACUGCAUUACAAAACCUUGGUGGAACAGAUCUUAGUAGAGAGUUGAAAGGCAUGGCAGUUAAAAUGUACACCGAAGCGGGAAACUUAGACCUUACAUGCCUUCACACCCCUAUUUAUUUAUAUAGAGACCCUAUUAUGUUUCCACAGUUCGUACACGCUUUCAAAAGAAAUCCUCAAACGAAUCUAUUCGAUUUUACAGCUCUCUGGGAUUUUAUGACCCUGAGACCUGUAUUGUUGCACACAUUUUUCUGGUUAUUAGCUGAUUAUGGUAUUCCAAAUGGUUAUAGACGGAUGGAUGCAUUUCCGAUCCACACUUAUGAACUAGCAAACAAACAUGGAGAAACACAUUACGUGAGAUUUAACUUCAGAACUGAACAAGGUUUUACAUUUUUAACAACAGCUCAGGCGACUGCAAUAUCUGGUCAAGAUCCAGACUACUAUGUUAGAGACCUAUACAAUAAUAUUGAACAAAAAAAUUUCCCCUCGUGGCGUUUAGAAAUGGAUGUAAUGACGAAACAUGACAUAGUAAAUGUAGAUUAUGAUCCGUUUGACGUGACUAGGCUUUGGAAGAACGGAACAUUCUUUACGGUUCAAAUUGGGCGUUUAGUAUUAAACCAAAACGUAGAAAAUCAAUUCAGGGAUGUAGAACAAGGUGCUUUUAAUCCAGCUCACUUAGUACCUGGUAUUCCUGGCCCCAUUGACUGGUUGUUCAGAGGCAGGCGUGCUGCCUACAGGGAUACUCAAAAUUAUCGUUUAGGUAGAAACCAUAAUAGGAUAUUCAUUAAUAUGCCACGUUAUGCAAAAACCUACAUCCGCGAUGGCAAACCACCAGUUAGGUUAAAUGGAAGAGAUGCGCCAAAUUACUAUCCUAACUCUUUCAAUGGUCCCAUGCCAUAUGUUGAUGAAAAGAAACCGAGGGACAAGUUGUUGACGUUGGAGAGUAACGCUUUUGAUUUAAACAUUCUGUCAUAUUUCUACAAUCAUGUGCUAGAGAGCGAAGUACAUAGACAGCGAUUUAUUGAAAAUCUUGCGAUGUCUCUCGUAACAGUUACGCCUCCCGUAAUAGAGAAAGCUCUGAAGCUGCUGUUUCUUAUUGACGAAGAUUUAGGAAAAAGAGCGCACAUUGGUUUAGAAGUGGCACGUGAGCAAGUCAGAGCACAACGAAAUGCUUUACCAAAUAAUCCUACUUCUAGGCCAGUAUCCGUACCAAACGUGGAAUUCCAAUAUCCAGAAACAGAUUGUUAA
Molecule: messenger RNA, 1761 nt
Organism: Arctia plantaginis
Lineage: Eukaryota; Metazoa; Arthropoda; Insecta; Lepidoptera; Erebidae
Source: the annotation of a GenBank genome assembly